ACUCUCGGCUUCGUGGUCUGUGGGUUCUUUGUUUACACAACAUUGAUGGACCCUGUGAAAAUCCGCUCAUGUGUGCUUCGGUUCGGUAUUGACCAUGGUACUUUUAUGAUAUGAAUUAGUUAAAUGGGAUUGCUAUAUAAGUCAUACCAUGGCAAUAUUCUGAAGAUUCCAAGCAAUCAUCAUGCACUCAUCGAGUUCGCAUGCCACGGGUAUAACGCUAGAAGAAUUCGUAUAUGCAGCGAAGGAUUUCAUUGAAUUAUCAGACAAGUUUUUGGACAGCUGGACCAUUUACCAGAACGACAACGAAUUAUUGCACACGCAUAUUAAAAAGGAGGAGUUCGUCAGUCAUCGAGAUGAGACUGGGAGGGUGUUUUUGUACCGCGCGGAGUACGUCAUAUUUUACAACUUGAGCUAUGGUGUUCCAUCUUUCAGUUUCAAUGUUUGGGACUGCUCGGGGAAGCUGUUGACUUUGGAAGAAGUUAGAGAAAUAUCGUUAAUGAAAAUAAGCAAAGAAGAUUUCUACUCAGUGGUGACACAACAAGAGCAUCCUGUAUUAUAUCGACCAUAUUUCAUAAUCCAUCCAUGUCACACGGCCAACCUGUUGUCUAUGUUCAAGAAGAAGAGUAGAAACCUCAUCAUCACAUUCCUUGGUCUUAUAACGCCACUGAUCCAGCUGAAUUUACCAUUAGAAUAUGGUUUAUGAUUAAAGAUGAUUAAUAUUCAUUAAUUGAACAUUAUCAAUUAAUUAAUAUUCAUUUAAUUAUAAACAUUAUCAAUUAAUUAAUAUUAAUUAUAAGAUAUUAAUUGCAUUUUUAUGCACUUAUGUUGAAAUACAAUCUAUAUACAAGGAAUAAAAUAAUGUCGUAUGUUUAAUAAA
This is a messenger RNA of Maniola jurtina (meadow brown), 877 nucleotides long. It is a transcript of the gene Atg10, whose product is annotated as ubiquitin-like-conjugating enzyme ATG10. The transcript is spliced from 2 exons. Gene Ontology annotation, biological process: macroautophagy; protein lipidation; protein modification by small protein conjugation. Gene Ontology annotation, molecular function: Atg12 transferase activity. The record is from RefSeq and is a predicted model, not a curated record. Lineage: Eukaryota; Metazoa; Arthropoda; Insecta; Lepidoptera; Nymphalidae. Bases 182 to 703 code for a protein of 173 amino acids. Gene Ontology annotation, cellular component: intracellular anatomical structure.